CCUGAGUUUUGAGUUUGAGAUUGUGCAAGUGCCGAUAGUUAGGAUAGCGACCCCCGGGAGCCUGGGAGAUUCUGGUAUGUACGGUAGUUACGGUGUACACAGUCACUUUCCAGACUUCCACUGUCCAGGCUCCAGUAUGUAGGUAAAUUAGAGUAGGAAUGCAUGGUCGCAUACUCUACAUACCGGUACUACCUGGUACUACUGUGGUUACUAGUAGGUUGUAGGUAUCGAACAGACAGUGGACAGUGGACACAGGCGAUAUCUAGGUAUCCCGAGGGCACCACCGCACCGUACUAUUAUCCCGAGGGCACCGUACUAUUAUCCCGGGGGCACCGUACUCUACUGGUACUACUCUGGGUAUCCCGAGGGCACUAAACUAUGUGCCCUCUACCGUAGUUACGCCGCCGCCGCCGCAGGCCCGCAGCAGCAGCAGCAGCAGG
Messenger RNA from Tricharina praecox, 440 nucleotides. RefSeq lists its product as uncharacterized. Bases 163 to 375 code for a protein of 70 amino acids. The record is from RefSeq and is a predicted model, not a curated record. The transcript has a single exon. NCBI's taxonomy places the organism in Eukaryota, Fungi, Ascomycota, Pezizomycetes, Pezizales, Pyronemataceae.